AGCGCGCCGUGGGCGAGCGGGGCGCGCGGGGCGCUUAUUGAGGCCACUAUUUAACCGCGCAACGGCCGCGCAGCGACCUGUUGUGAUCCCGUCAUGGCGCGCUCCGCCCGUGUCGCUACUCUGGCCGCGUGCCUCUUGUUCGCCUGCGCGGUUACCGACGGGCACCGAUGGAAGCGGCAGACAGACGACACGGCCAAGAAAGACGAGAGCCUGGAGCAGGAGCUAUGCAAGGACAAGGACGCCGGCGAGUGGUUCCGGCUGGUGGCCGGCGAGGGCGACAACUGUCGCGACGUCAUCCAGUGCACCGCCUCGGGCAUUCAAGCUAUUCGUUGCCCGGCUGGUCUAUUCUUCGAUAUCGAGAAGCAAACUUGUGACUGGAAGGAUGCCGUUAAGAAUUGCAAAUUAAAGAACAAGGAGCGCAAAGUCAAGCCUUUGUUGUACACAGAGGAGCCUCUCUGCCAGGACGGAUUCCUGGCCUGCGGAGAUGGCACCUGCAUUGAACGCGGUCUAUUCUGUAAUGGCGAGAAAGACUGCGCCGAUGGAUCCGACGAAAAUAGUUGUGAUAUCGACAACGAUCCGAACAGGGCUCCGCCUUGCGACCCAAGCCAAUGCCAGUUGCCCGACUGUUUCUGCUCGGAGGACGGCACCACAAUCCCCGGCGACCUGCCGUCCCGUGAUGUCCCCCAGAUGAUCACGAUUACCUUUGAUGACGCCAUUAACAACAACAACAUAGAGCUGUACAAAGAAAUUUUUAAUGGCAAGCGCAAGAACCCCAACGGUUGCGAUAUCAAAGCCACGUACUUCGUUUCCCACAAGUACACCAACUACUCUGCUGUACAGGAGACUCACCGCAAGGGACACGAGAUUGCCGUGCACUCAAUCACGCAUAACGAUGAUGAGCGUUUCUGGAGCAAUGCCACGGUCGACGACUGGGGCAAGGAAAUGGCUGGCAUGAGGGUCAUCAUUGAGAAGUACGCCAACGUGACAGACAACAGCGUGGUCGGUGUUCGCGCCCCCUACCUCCGCGUCGGCGGCAACAACCAAUUUACCAUGAUGGAAGAACAAGCUUUCUUGUACGACAGUACGAUCACUGCGCCACUCUCCAACCCACCUCUAUGGCCGUACACCAUGUACUUCCGUAUGCCUCACCGCUGCCAUGGUAACCUGCAGAGCUGCCCUACCAGAAGCCACGCCGUCUGGGAAAUGGUCAUGAACGAAUUGGACCUUCGCGAAGACCCGACCAACGACGAAGACCUACCUGGUUGCGCCAUGGUAGACUCCUGCUCCAAUAUUCUAACCGGAGAUCAGUUCUACAACUUCCUCAAUCACAACUUUGAUCGCCAUUACGACCAAAACCGUGCUCCGUUGGGUCUUUAUUUCCACGCUGCAUGGUUGAAGAAUAAUCCCGAAUUUUUGGAAGCUUUCCUCUACUGGAUCGACGAAGUUCUCCAAAGUCAUAAUGACGUAUACUUCGUUACCAUGACUCAAGUGAUCCAAUGGAUCCAGAAUCCUAGGACAAUCACCGAAGCCAAGAACUUCGAGCCGUGGAGGGAAAAGUGUGCGGUGGAGGGCAACCCCUCAUGCUGGGUGCCACACUCGUGCAAGCUAACGUCGAAGGAGGUACCCGGCGAGACCAUCAACCUGCAGACGUGCGUGCGGUGCCCCGUCAACUAUCCCUGGCUCAAUGACCCCACGGGAGACGGCCAUUACUAGAGUUGAGACGAUCUCGAGCCCACGCGCUCUAAAUUAGUUCAUAUUCAAUUGAGAGUGGAAAUUGCAUCGAUAACAUAUUCUAAGUCAGAGCCAAAAUGACAACAUUAUUUUCACGGAAUGAUACUCCAAUAUGUUUAAGCUUUGAGUAUGUUUUCAUGUAAAGUCGAAGUGUACCGGGUCAUAAUCCCGUUCGUAGUAUAAGUGUACCUACUACCUAACUUUAUGUAAUAUAGCUCACAUGAAUAUUUAAUAGGACCGUUUAAUACUUAUGUGAUUUUUCUUAUGUAAGUCUGUUUGAUAAAAAAUUAAAGUAUAAAAUACAAAAUAAA
This is a messenger RNA of Cydia strobilella, 2042 nucleotides long. RefSeq names its product chitin deacetylase 1 (gene serp). Bases 94 to 1713 code for a protein of 539 amino acids. The record is from RefSeq and is a predicted model, not a curated record. Gene Ontology annotation, biological process: carbohydrate metabolic process. The transcript is spliced from 5 exons. Gene Ontology annotation, cellular component: extracellular region. Gene Ontology annotation, molecular function: hydrolase activity, acting on carbon-nitrogen (but not peptide) bonds; chitin binding; protein binding. Lineage: Eukaryota; Metazoa; Arthropoda; Insecta; Lepidoptera; Tortricidae.